Daucus carota subsp. sativus is the source of this 2398-nucleotide messenger RNA. RefSeq lists its product as uncharacterized. NCBI's taxonomy places the organism in Eukaryota, Viridiplantae, Streptophyta, Magnoliopsida, Apiales, Apiaceae. The record is from RefSeq and is a predicted model, not a curated record. Bases 20 to 2104 code for a protein of 694 amino acids. The transcript has 11 exons.
AGAUAUUUAUUGCCUUUACAUGAUACUUGUGUUCGCUAAAAUCAUUAUCUCAUUAUUUAUUUUGUUUCCAAUAUAUUUCAGGAUGGAAGAAAAAUAUUUUUUUCUGAGGGUCUCCCACAAGGGGCAAUUCCUAAAAACCAAGUAUCAUGGUGGUAGUUGUCUUAAAGUUCCAACUGCUAUGGACCCUGAGAAAUUCUCAUACUCUGUUCUAAUGGAGUAUGUGAAGGAUGAUGUGGGAUACACUGAAAUAGGUGGAGUUUAUGUAAAGAAAGCUGGAGGGGGCUGGAAAUUACUGGAUAGUGACAAGUUAGUUUGUGAGCUUGUUAACGCCUUACCACAAGGAUCUGUGCUAGACCUUUAUAUCGAUACGGUUGUUGACAAAGCGAUAGAACCCGCUGAGCAGUUGCAACCACAUGUAAUUGUCAGACCAAGGACUACUUUUUUCGAAGCUGCUGAUUUCCAAGUGAAGCGCAAGUAUGUGACUCUACAAAACCUUCAGCAAGAGCAAGAGCAAAAACAAAAGAAAAAAUCAAAAAAUAUUGAUAACCAGUUGCAAGUAGAGCAUUCUGCUACUAAUGAUCCGAAACAAUCCAAGGAGCGUGACCGGAUUGCAAGUCAAGGGGUUGAUGCUAAAGCCUAUGAAGAUCAGAGAAGGAAGAGAAUUGAAGAAAAUGAGCGGCGUGUUAAAGAGCUCGGUUUGAGGGAGUAUGUUCCGGGAGACGAUAGCCUAAGUGAAGGUGAAGAGGAGGAAGUUGUCUUGAAGCCCAAGAAAACUGUAAAGCCAGUUGUGCAAAGGAGACCAAUGACUCGGUCUAAAACAGCAAGUGAAGGUGUGCGAGUAGAGGAACCUGAUCAUGCAGAUACUUUAUCUUCUCCAGCACCACCAAUUGAAAAAUGGAGCAAGGUUGCUAAUGGAGAACUUGUACCGCCUCCCCCGCCAUUGCCAACUAAUCUCCAGCAUUUAAAGCAUAUAAAAAAGAUGAAUGUGAACGAAGGAGUUGGUUGCAUGGCGGCGUACACUAAACUGCAAGAAUCCAUAAAGAGAAGGGAAGAAGAAGAAAAAGAAAGGGAAAUUGAGUUGAUGAAUAAUGCUAAGGCUGGUGAGAACCAAGAGGGCACCAAUGUGGUUCAAGAAGAUGAGCCUAAAAUCAAAAGGAGGAGAGGACCUACGAAAAUGAGUUCGGUUUUCACCCGGAGACUGGAUGAAAGACCAGAGCUUUACCUCAAUCAUGAGCUGCAGCCGGUGUCCGAUGAUAGCAAAAUAAGAGCUGAAUUUAGCAGUUUUCUGGGGAAAUUGUCACGGGAGUGUGUGCCACUUGAUUAUGUUAACUGGAAACAAAUUCCUGCUGAGGAAAAAAAUAGCUGGUGGGAGUUUAUCAAGCAAAAGUACAUCAUUCCCGAGGAAGGUAAAGAUUGGAUUAUGAAGACUAUUGAUGAGUCUUGGAGGGUGUACAAAAGUCGAUUCAAGGCACACUAUUAUACCAAAUAUGAUACUGAUGAGGAUCGGCUAAAAAAUAGGCCUCAACAUAUUUCACUAGAACAAUUCAAGUCAUUGAUAGCAUAUUGGGGUGAUGAGUUUGUGAAGGAGAAGGCAAGAAAAAAUGUAGUAAAUCGGCAAAAAGUUAAAGAUAAACACAAGGCUGGCCGUAAAAGUUUUGCUCAGAUUGGCAACGAAAUUAAAAAGAAGAAGAACCUGCCUAAAUCACCAUCAAAGGGGAAAAUUUACCCUAAAACUCGCAAGUUUCCGAAGAAAAAAGCUGGUGACAAUUUAGAGGAAGAAGUCAGUGAUCAUGAUUCGGUGGAACUAGACUUUGAUAAUCAUGCGCCUAAUUGGCUUCUUGGCAGAAGUGGAAGGACAAGGAAAACAAUGCUAGAUAAGAUGCAGAAAAGAGAAAAGAACAGAUCUGAAGAACUGAUAAAGCUAAGAGAAGAACUUUCUUGUGAAAUGGAGGAGAAGAUGAACAGAAAGCUGAAAAAUAUUUUGGAGAAGAUUGUUCAAAUGACUUCUUUACAAAUUGACAUUGACGAACUAUUGGCUGAUGACAACACUGAUCAUGGGGCUGAAGCGGAGUUGGAUGGAAAUGAAGCCGAGGGAGCUACAUGAUAGCUUCAGAUCUUAUGCAGUACUUUUGUUUCAGAUUUCUGGAUGAAUUUGUGAACUAAUUAAGUAGACUUUCUCUGUACUUAUUAAGUGAUUGUUAUUUUGCUUUGCACCAAAACUUUAGAACUUUAGUGGUUGUCAGUAUGUUGAUGGGAUAGUCCAUUUUGAGUUGGUGGUUAUGUGCCAAUGGUUGAUGGCUAGCUUGGUUGGUUUUUGUUUUGUAUACCAAGUUAUUUGGUGGAUUGUAAUGGAAACAAACAUGUCAUGCCAAUUUGUUUACUGAAAUCCAUUGCUAUA